This is a messenger RNA of Eleginops maclovinus (Patagonian blennie), 937 nucleotides long. Its product is annotated as transcription factor HES-2-like. Bases 38 to 643 code for a protein of 201 amino acids. NCBI's taxonomy places the organism in Eukaryota, Metazoa, Chordata, Actinopteri, Perciformes, Eleginopidae. The transcript is spliced from 3 exons. The record is from RefSeq and is a predicted model, not a curated record. Gene Ontology annotation, cellular component: nucleus. Gene Ontology annotation, biological process: regulation of transcription by RNA polymerase II; anterior/posterior pattern specification; regulation of neurogenesis. Gene Ontology annotation, molecular function: DNA-binding transcription factor activity, RNA polymerase II-specific; protein dimerization activity; RNA polymerase II cis-regulatory region sequence-specific DNA binding.
CUCCCCUCAAUAAGCAAAGCAACCUUCAACAAACAAAAUGAGUCCCAGCAUCACUACUGAGGCCGACCAGCCUCUCCCUGCCAGGUCCACCGUGGCCCAGAGAAAACAAGCCAACGAACUGAGAAAGACUCUCAAACCCUUGUUGGAAAAGAGAAGACGUGCUCGUAUCAACGACAGUCUGAGUCAUUUGAAAAGUCUCAUCCUUCCUCUGGUUGGCAAAGACAACGCACGCUACUCCAAGUUGGAGAAAGCUGAUAUUUUGGAAAUGACCGUACGCUUCCUCAGAGACCUUCCUUCCACUCCCGUCAAAGAUUCCGCAGACAGUUACAGAGAAGGUUUCAAAGCCUGCCUCCAGCGCGUCUCCACUCUGCUUCCCAAAACAAGCUUGGAUCAAGACGCGUGCCAGCGGGUGAACGAAUUCGUUCAGCAGUCCUCCUCCACCACCGUUACCCCAACCUGCCUGAACUGCUGCGCUCAGAGCUCCAGGACUCUCCCUCAGAUCCAACAGAAACUCCUGAGCCUCAAAUCCAGCUUUAGCUCCAGACUGGAGAGCCAGUCCCGCGGCAGCAGCGGCGUAGUAGCUCCCAGCUGCGCGCAGCCCAGCCAGCAAACAGUCAGCGCUGCCAUGUGGAGACCUUGGUAGAUUAGAUAGACACUUGUUACUUGUUAUUUAUUUUGUGAUGUUAUUUAUGCUAUUUGUAAUCCAAUAUAAUAAGCACCAGCGAUUAAGAAUUGUUGAAGAUGCUGUACAAUAAUGUAAUUCAGCAUUUGGAUCAUUUUGCGUUCAAUGCCAGAGAGCAGAAGAGCACAGAUCUUAAAGAAACGGAAGUCUAUGGGCUUUUUAAAAUGCAAUCCUCUUUGGGGUUUCAAAGACAUGGGUUGUACACAACACUUUUGUAAAACCCCAAGGGUUAUUUUGUUUGAGGUUUGCACUAUG